Molecule: messenger RNA, 1710 nt
Organism: Nematostella vectensis (starlet sea anemone)
Lineage: Eukaryota; Metazoa; Cnidaria; Anthozoa; Actiniaria; Edwardsiidae
Exons: 2
Coding region: 1-813 (270 amino acids)
Source: RefSeq, a predicted model, not a curated record
AUGGGUACCCUGGUGAUUCUACUUUUAGCAUCCGUUAUAUUUUGGCCAAAGCCUGGGACAUCCUACUUGUCACACAACACCUCUUUGCUCAAGGCUGGGACAUCGUACCUGUCACACAACACCCCUUUGCUCAAGGCUGGGACAUCCUACUGUCACACAACACCUCUUUGCUCAAGGCUGGGACAUCCUACUGUCACACAACACCCCUUUGCUCAAGGCUGGGACAUCCUACCUGUCACACAACAUCCCUUUGCUCAAGGCUGGGACAUCCUACCUGUCACACAACAUCCCUUUGCUCAAGGCUGGGACAUCCUACCUGUCACACAACAUCCCUUUGCUCAAGGCUGGGACAUCCUACCUGUCACACAACAUCCCUUUGCUCAAGGCUGGGACAUCCUACCUGUCACACAACAUCCCUUUGCUCAAGGCUGGGACAUCCUACUGUCACACAACACCCCUUUGCUCAAGGCUGGGACAUCCUACCUGUCACACAACAUCCCUUUGCUCAAGGCUGGGACAUCCUACCUGUCACACAACAUCCCUUUGCUCAAGGCUGGGACAUCGUACCUGUCACACAACACCCCUUUGCUCAAGGCUGGGACAUCCUACCUGUCACACAACAUCCCUUUGCUCAAGGCUGGGACAUCGUACCUGUCACACAACACCCCUUUGCUCAAGGCUGGGACAUCCUACUGUCACACAACAUCCCUUUGCUCAAGGCUGGGACAUCCUACUGUCACACAACAUCCCUUUGCUCAAGGCUGGGACAUCCUACCUGUCACACAACAUCCCUUUGCUCAAGGCUUGGAGUGAAGUGGGGGUAGGGUAAGAGCAGCUUACCAGUGAAGGUUUAUGGGAAGACAAUGUAUCGCCUGGUGAUUCUACUUUUAGUGUCCGCUAUGUUUUGGACAAAGCCUGGGGCAUCCUACCUGUCACGCAACACCACUUUGCUAGGAGUGAGGAGUUGGGUGGGGAAAUGGUAAAAGCAGAUCACGUGUGAAGGAUGGUAGGAAGACUAAUGUAUUUCCUGUGGGUUCAAUCCACAAAAUGUCUACCAUAUUAGACAUAUUGGGUGCCAUAAUUAAACUGAAAUGCCACAAUCUUACUAUUCUGCAUAAUACGCACAUCGGUUAGCAUGAAAACGCGCGAUAAUGGGAUGUAGGGCGAGAGGGCUCAAAUAAAUGCUACAAUAAACUGAUAAAAGGAAGAUAUGUAUGACUAUGGCGCAUAUCAUGUAAAGCGCAAAAGUUGGCACUCAUUGAUGAUGUUCACAAGUAGAGCGAGUUGCCUAUUGGGAAUAUAAAGAAUCGUUGAUCUACUCUAUCGACCGCUUUAAACGAGACGUACAUGGGAGUUAUCGCAAAAUAUUGUCUCGUGUUCUUAAUCAACGUCUUGCGUGCACUACUUGCGCGAGAACAAAAGCAGUGGCUCCAAUGUAGUGGGCUGUAAAAUGAAUAAUUAUCACUUGAAAGAUAAUCCUAUGCGUUUAUUUGAACGCAGAGAUACUUCCAUAGUUUAAAAACAGCUAAAUAGAAUGCUUGAUACGCACAUCAUUAUUGAUAUAUGAAACACAAACUGAAUAAAUACAAUACAAACUGGGUGUCAGUGGGUAAAUAAAACGUCAACAGUCAGCAAUGUGAUAUUGUAAAAUAGCACAUGUAUUUGCGAGCUAACUAGUAUAUAUGAUCACGAAUUAAAUUAUGCUCGAUA